Messenger RNA from Monodelphis domestica (gray short-tailed opossum), 13885 nucleotides. The record is from RefSeq and is a predicted model, not a curated record. NCBI's taxonomy places the organism in Eukaryota, Metazoa, Chordata, Mammalia, Didelphimorphia, Didelphidae.
CGGCUCCGGCCCGGCUCCCUCCCUUCCUCCUGGGCCGAGAAGUCGGGUCUCUUUUGGGCCCAGCACGUGCCCAGGCCCAGUUGGGAGGCUUCAGGCCAGGCUGGGGAAGCCAGAAUGGCGAGGCCCAGAGGAAGGAGGACGUCCAGGAAGCAGGAGCAGCUGGUCUCGAGGCCGGGUUCUGGGUUCUGGGCUCCACCGAGGGCCAGGCUUGGACAGCCCACUGUCAGCUGGCAUCGAGGCCUUGAAGGCCAGAAUCAGGCCCGAGUGCAGGACACGGACAAGAAGGGCUCCUGUGCAGAUGCAGAGGACACACUUCCAGGCAGGACGGGAUCCCCCAUGGCUGCUCCAGCCCACUCUGGCUCCAGCCAUUGUCCUAAAAUGGCACCUGACCCUGUUUCCCCCUCAGCCUGGGUUCUGCUCUCUCGACAGCCCAACAGAGACUCCUUUGGGCCUUCACAGGCCUCCACAGCCUGGCUGCCUCCCCAUGGCCAGGCCUCCAUCACCUCCUCCUCCUGUAUUCUUCCAGGCAGCCUGAGGCCUUGGUGGAGGCCCUCCAUCACCCCCAUGUCCCGUCUCUUGGUGUCCCCAUCUGGUUCCUCAGUGCCUGGCAUGUGCUUGGCCCCUCACAAGUGCCUGUUGCUGGUUCUGCUGCCUUUGGGAGAUGUCCAAAGGGGAAGCUGAGCUGUUGAGUGGGAGGCAGCAUGGCCUGCUGGGAAGGGCUGUGGACGGGCCUGGAGUCAGGGAGGGGACCAGCUCUGACCCUGUCUAUGUGACCAUGAACAACCCCCCCCACCCUUCUGAGCCUCAGUUUGCUCAUCUGUAAAUAGGGACAAGGAGGACUUGCCUUCCCGAGGGGAUGGUGAGAGAAGUGUUGGCCAGACCUUGGCUGUCACCAGUCAUGUGCAUGGCGUCUCCCCAUUAGACUGGGGGUUCCUUGAGGCCAGGCUCUGUGUUGGCCCUUCUUUUUAUGCCCAGGGCUUGGCCCAGAGCCUGGCACAGGACAGACUCUCCCUCAGUGCUGGCUGACUAGUCAGUGGCUGUUCUGUGUGUCCUGACUCAGAAUCCAGGCCAGCCUGAGGGUGGGAGCCCAGGCUGGGGUCCGAAUCAGCCCUUGUCCUUCCUGCCCACUUCCCUUCCCCUCCCAGGGCCCUCUGGGCUGUGGUCCCGGGCUGAGCCCAUUUAUAUGUUGUUUCAGGCCUCCGUGACAUUCAAGGAUGUGGCCGUGGACUUCACCUGGGAGGAGUGGAGGCUCCUGGACCCUCCCCAGAAGGAGCUGUUCUGGGAGGUGAUGCUGGAGAACUACAGGAACCUGGUCUGCCUGGGCCUUGCUGAUUCAAACAAGGAUGUGAGGAUCUCUGAGCUGGAGUUAAGGGAACCACAUUGGAUUCCAACUGGUGGUGUCCUAAGAAGCUGCUGGCCAGGUUGGGAAUCGAGGCUGCAGACCAAGGAGUCGGCUCCCAAGAUGAGUAUUUCUGUGAAAGUCUUAUCCCAGGAAAAGUCCUUGGAGGAUGAUCUAAGAAUCUGCAAGAUGGAGAAAGCCUGGGAGUGUGAUGGCAGAUUGAAGAGAAAGCAGAGAAUGGAGGGGAAACCUUCUAGAGGAAUAAAAAUAAUCCAAGCAGAACCUCCCAAUGAGGCUGGAGGCUCUGCAUAUGAUAAAUACAGUCAGACCCCUAGCCCAGAGCCAGGCCUUUUUCCACAACAGGGAGCAUCUGUAGUUAUGCAGGGCCAGAAAGGAGAUAACCAGAGAGGGCGUUCCACCAUGUAUUUGAACCAAGGACAAAGUGAUCAAAUCCAUUCCAGGAAGAAACGUCGUAAUAAGGUUACAAAAUGUCAGAAAGUGCUGGGCCAUGAUUUGGGCUCCAUAAAAAAACGUGGAAUGCUUUCUGAAGAGAAAGUUCAUGAAAGGGGGAAUUCAUUCCCUCGUAUUAAUGAAUGUGGUCCACACCAGACAACCGAUAGGGGGAAAAAGUGUAAUGAGUUAACUAAAUGGAGGAAGACAGUUUGUGCUGAACUUUACUCUCGUUGUCAGAGUAGAGAGAGACGGUACAAAUGCAGUGAAUGUGGAAAGGCCUUCCUGCAUAAAGGGGCUCUUAAAGCACAUUACAGAAUCCAUACUGGAGAGAAACCUUUUAAAUGCAGUGACUGUGGAAGGGCCUUCCAGCAAAAGGGGGCUCUUAAAAGACAUUACAGAAUCCAUACUGGAGAGAAACCUUUUAAAUGCAGUGACUGUGGAAGGGCCUUCCCGCAAAAGGGGGAUCUUAAAAUACAUUACAGAAUUCAUACUGGAGAGAAACCUUUUAAAUGCAGUGAAUGUGGAAAGGCCUUUUCCAGGGCUGGAACACUAAAACGACAUCAGAGUACUCAUACUGGAGAGAAACCCUUUGGUUGCAGUGAAUGUGGGAAGACAUUCCGAAGAAAUUCUUGCCUUUUAAGUCAUCAGAGGAGAAUUCAUGGAGAAAUUAAACUUCAUGAAUGUAACGUAUGUGGGAAAGCAUUCUCUAGGAAGUAUGAUCUUACUACUCACAGUAGUAUUCAUACAGGAGAGAAACCCUUUGAAUGCAGUGAAUGUGGAAGGGCCUUCCAGCAAAAGGGGGAUCUUAAAAUACAUUACAGAAUUCAUACUGGAGAGAAACCUUUUAAAUGCAGUGAAUGUGGAAAGGCCUUUUCCAGGGCUAGAACACUAAAACAACAUCAGAGUACUCAUACUGGAGAGAAACCUUUUAAAUGCAGUGAAUGUGGAAAGGCCUUCCAGCAAAAGGGGGAUCUUAAAAUACAUUACAGAAUUCAUACUGGAGAGAAACCUUUUAAAUGCAGUGAAUGUGGAAAGGCCUUUUCCAGGGCUAGAACACUAAAACAACAUCAGAGUACUCAUACUGGAGAGAAACCUUUUAAAUGCAGUGAAUGUGGAAAGGCCUUUUCCAGGGCUAGAACACUAAAACAACAUCAGAGUACUCAUACUGGAGAGAAACCUUUUAAAUGCAGUGAAUGUGGAAAGGCCUUCCUGCAUAAAGGGGCUCUUAAAAGACAUUACAGAAUUCAUACUGGAGAGAAACCUUUUAAAUGCAGUGAAUGUGGAAAGGCCUUCCAGCAAAAGGGGACUCUUAAAAGACAUUACAGAAUUCAUACUGGAGAGAAACCUUUUAAAUGCAGUGAAUGUGGAAAGGCCUUUUCCAGGGCUAGAACACUAAAACGACAUCAGAGUACUCAUACUGGAGAGAAACCCUUUGAUUGCAGUGAAUGUGGGAAGGCAUUCCCAAGAAAUUCUCGCCUUUUAAGUCAUCAGAGGAGAAUUCAUGGAGGAAUUAAUCUUCAUGAAUGAGAUGUAUGUGGGAAAGCAUUCUCUGGGAAGUAUGAUCUUACUACUCACAGUAGUAUUCAUACAGGAGAGAAACCCUUUGAAUGCAGUGAAUGUGGGAAGGCAUUCCCAAGAAAUUCUCGCCUUUUAAGUCAUCAGAGGAGAAUUCAUGGAGGAAUUAAUCUUCAUGAAUGAGAUGUAUGUGGGAAAGCAUUCUCUGGGAAGUAUGAUCUUACUACUCACACUAGAAUUCAUGCUGGAGAGAAACCCUAUGAAUGCAGUGAAUGUGGGAAGGCCUUUUCCAGUAAGUCAUAUUUUACCCACCAUAGCAGGAUUCAUGCUGGAGAGAAACCUUUUCAAUGUGAUAUUUGUGGAAAAGUACUUCUCUCUAAAUUUAACCUGAACCAUCAUCAGAAAACCCAUAUUGAAGAGAAACCUUUUUUGUGCAGUGUUUGUGGGAAAGGUUUUCCUGGGAAAAAAACUCUGACUGCACAUCAAAGAACUCAUGCUGGAAAGAGAACCUCUGAGUGCAGUGAAUGAGGAAAGAUCUUUCCUCGAAAGUCAUCUUACAUCUCACUCUACUAUUCAUAUUGGGGGAAAAAUCUUUUGAAUGAGAAGGCUUUGGGAAAGCCUUUCCCCAGAAAACAGCACUGACUCUCCCCAUCAGAAAACAUAUUCUUGGGGAGAAACAUUAUGAGUGCGAUGUAUGUGGAAAGGCUACACCCACAAUAAAAGCCUUUCUUUCAUAAGAAAAUACAUUGGUAUGGGGCUGGAGCCCACCAGCUGUGUGGUUUAGUAGAUGGAGAGCCAGACGUAUUGUGUAAUUAGAAAUCUUCAAUUCUUGAACUUCAUCUCCCAGAAUUCUUUUUAAUUCAUCCAUGUUACAUCCUCACAUUUGGUAAAUAAGUUGUGUGUAACUCCACCCUUUCUCUCUCUUCUGAUGGCGCUCUGUGCUCUGAUGGCUAUGAGUGGGGUCGUGGGAAGCUUUCUUUAACUGAGAUUAUUUUCCUUAUUCUUCAAAUAUUUAUUAAUAAACUAUACAAAACGUAAUACUUGAAGUAUUUGGAUAUUAAUAUUUAACCUUACUUAUUUGGCCUACCACUUUGGGAAACGAAUUCUCAGAAUUUCUUCUCAGCCUCUCAGGGAAGUCAGUAAGUUUGUCCAGCGGUGGGGUCUUGUCCCACCACAGGAGUUGGGAGAGGUUUGGAGGUCGGUCACUGCUUCUAUCUCCUGCUCGCUCACCCUGCUUGGCUUCCACUGCAGCUGCCGCUGCCCCAGCAGCCAUUCCUGCUCCUCCUCCUGCUGCUACUGCGGCUUAUUGUUGCUGCUACUGGUAAGCUGCCCCAACCUGUCUUUUCCACCCACCCCAGCUUGCUUCCUAUACUUCCUGCCAAUCCCAGCCCAGCGGGGAUCCCUUUCUCCUACCAGGCAGCCUUUGACCCAAAGGGGGUCCUGGUCCUCCCUCCUAGCUAAGCCCUCUUUCCACCACAGCUAUAGGGUGUUCUCCCCUCUAAACCCAGCCCAGGAACCUUGGCUUAAUCCUUCUCACCCCUGCCGGGCAAAAACCUAGCGAGGUGGUCUAGAAAAAACUUCAGUCCUUAUCUCUGUCCACCUUACCUUUUGUAUUCUGGCACAUUGUACUACCUCAACCUCCUCCUCUGCUACACACAUUUGUCAUAUGUCAUGCCAUUGGCAUGCUAUGGCUUCAGAGGGGAUUCUUAACAUCAACUGGAAAGUGUAUUGCCAGCACAGACCUUAUUAAUCGACUUCUUUCUGUCCUCUAGCUCCCUGAAGACAUAGCCAUUGGUCACUGCUCUGUACACACCUGGCACUGACCCUGUCUCUAGGGGAAAUGUCUGAGAAGAUUCUGCUGCAAAACUAGUGGCCAUAGAAGGGCCUGAAUUAAUUUUAACAUUCACAACCAUUGAUGACUUAAAUUUAUCACUUUCCUAUAAUGAAAAGGAAAUGGAAAAAUGGAAGCAAAAAUGUAAAGCAAAAUAGAUUCAUGUAGUAUGGUUGUCUUCUGAAGGAAAACUCCAGCUCCCUAGAAGUUUUUAUCAACAAAUUUGAUGAUCGAUGCAUAAAAUGGCUAUUUUGGCACCCAGGGAAUUGUAGAUUCUGUUAAAAGAGUAUGGAAAGCCCCUGGUAUAACUACUAUAGCCUCUAAAGUGUGUACAGCCUGUUCUACCUGCCAAGCAUUUAACCAACACACCUUUUGUGGCAAAGCUUUUGGUGGACAUCCUCACUUGUACACCAUUUCAGCAUUUACAAAUUGAUUUUAUCUCUAUGACAAAAGCUGAACAGUAUAAAUGUGAAUUUUAGAUUUAAUCCACCCUGCUUAUACUAACAAAACAGGAAUGUCUACACCCCUACUUAAGAAUUAAAUGUUAAGCAAGCAAGAGCUAGAAAAAAAAUCAGAAAAUGUAAAAUCAAUCAUUUUGAUUACAUUAAAUUAAAAAGUUUUUGUACAAACAAAAUGCAUCCAAAAUUAGAAGGGAAGCAACAAAUUGGAAAACAAUCUUCAUUACAAAAACGUCUGACAAAUGUCUAAUUACUCAAAUUUAUAAAGAGCUAAACCAAUUGUACAAAAAAAUCAAGCCAUUCUCCAAUUGAUAAAUGAGCAAGGGACAUGAAUAGGCAAUUUUCAGUUAAAGAACUCAAAACAAUAAGCACAUGAAAAAGUGUUCUAAAUCUCUUAUAAUCAGAGAGAUGCAAAUCAAAACAACACUGAGGUAUCACCCCACACUUAGCAGAAUGGCCAACAUAACAGCAAAGGAAUGUAAUAAAUGUUGAAAGGGAUGCGGCAAAAUUGGGACACUAAUUCAUUGCUGGUGGAGUUGUGAAUUGAUCCAACCAUUCUGGAGGCCAAUUUGGAGCUAUGUCCAAAGGAGGAUAAAAGACAGUCUGCCCAUUUAUCCAGCCAUAGCACUGCUGGGUUUGUACCCCAAAGAGAUAAUAAGGAAAAAGACAUGUACAAAAAUAUUUAUAGCUGUGCUCUUUGUGGUGGCAAAAAAUUGGAAAAUGAGGUUAUGCCCUUCAACUGGGGAAUGACUGAACAAAUUGUGAUAUAUGUUGGUGAUGGAAUACUAUUGUGCUCAAAGGAAUAAUAAAGUGGAGGAAUUCCAUGGGCACUGAAACAACCUCCAGGAAUUGAUGCAAAGUGAGAGGAGCAGAACCAGGAGAACAUUGUACACAGAGACUGAUACACUGUGGUACAAUUGAAUGUAAUGGACUUCUCCAUUGGUGGCAAUGCAGUGACGCUGAACAACUUGGAGGAAUCUAUGAGAAAAAGCACUGUCCACAUCCAGAGGAAACACUGUGGGAAUAAAAACACCAAAGAAAAACAACUGCUUGAAUACAUGGGUUGAAGGGAUGUUGGUUGAGGAUGUAGACAUUAAAUGAACAUCUUAGUGCAAACGAACAACAUGGAAAUAGAUUCUGAUCAAGGACACAAGUAAUACCCAAUGAAAUUGCGCGUUGGCAGUGGAAAGAGUGGGUGGAGGGGAGGGAGGGAAAUAAUGUGAUUAUUGUAACCAAGGAAUAAUGUUCUAAAAUGACUAAAUUAAUUCAAAUGGAAAAAAAAAAAGAAUUAAGUGUUGAGAAGGAUGGUCAGUAACAAACAUAUGCUAGCAAAUGACAAAUCAGAAACAACUGACAGACCCUCUGGACUGUCCUAAGUCAAGCUUAAGCUACCAUUGCUACAUGUGAGAUGCAGGAAGUGAUGUAAAAAAUGUUCUAUAUAUUUCCCAUCACUUCCUCUCUCUGGCCUCUUUUUGCAGAGACGUGACUCGUUGGCAAGAUGUGGCUCUGGCUCUCUCAGGGAGACAUGGCUCUCACUCUGUCUCCCACUAGUGGAGAAGUUGUUCUCUGUCAGCAACUUGGGGGGUGUUGGGUAGCGUUUAGCAUCUUGGGUCUUGGUGUGGGCAUGCUAGGUGAGUAGUUUAGACUGAUUCCUUUUUCGUUUACCUUCCAAAACACUAUCCUCUUAGGAAGCCCCUAAUCUUCUGAGGAGGCCUUGUGGUGGAGGUCUUUGAACUCCCCUUGGCACAGGCUAGACUGGAGAAAUUUUAUACCUUUUCCCCUCUUUCUUCUUAAUUCCUUCCCUCUAUAUUAAUUAAAGCACUCAAAAAUUUAAAACUGACUUGAGUAUUUUUAUUGGGAUUUGAAUUAAUCCCUGGCGGCCAACUAAAUUUAUAUUUCAGUCAAAACCCCCUAAAUUUACCUCAUAUAAAUUUUGUCUGGUCAUAGUCAAUCAGCUGACUUAGUGACCUGAAGCAUUUUCUACUGUUCAGGAAACAGUGGCUUUUGUUGCCAAAGUACUUUUGAAAGAAAUUAUUCCUUGUUUUGUCCUGCCAGCAUGUAUUGAUUUGGAUAGGGGAACUCAUUUUACUGAUUCAAUCUUACUGCAAAUUUAUUCAUGUUUGGGGAUAACUCCUAAAUUUCAUAUACCAUAUCAUUCCCAGAGCUCUGACUAAGUUGAAAGAAUGAAUAAAGAACUUAAAACUAUGAUUGGCAAAUUGUGCACAGAGACUCAUUUAAAAUGGCCAGAAUUUAUGAGAAAGAAUACUAUACACAUUCAGAGGAAGAACUGUGGGAAUAGAAACUCUAAAAAUAAAAUUUGGUGAGUUAUAAAAAAAUAAAAGAUUUAGAUGGAAAAACUGUUCCAAUAUAGGUUGAAAACUGUUUAACUCGCCAAGCAGGUUCAAACUGGAUACUUUUAAUAGAGAUAAUCAAAAGAAUCUUCAGUGAUAAAGUGAAGCUCAAAUAUGAAUUUCCCUUCAGGUCCAGGUUCAAGGAUGCUCAAGAGACUCUUAUUAUAAACAUAAAAUGCUUAUUGAAAUAUAUAAGGAUAAAUAAAGGGUUUCUAAUUCUAAGGGAUUCUAAAUCCACCCAAAUAAACUCCCAGGUUCCAUAAGCAACUGCUUCUCCUGUGUUUCACUGGCUACACUAAUCUUCCAUGAUCUGACAAACCCAAAUUUAUGCUAUCUACAUAAAAACUACCACUAUUAUACUUAUAAAUCUUAACUUUGCCUUCAGAUUACAAAAUAGCAAAGGCUGCUGGUUGAGUCUCAACAAGAAUCAAGUUAGGACUCUAGGUGAAUGUGAAAACCCCUUUCUAUGGGAUGAUCUCUACCCCUUCCCUAUUUGGGACUGCUUUAGGGGAGAAAACUCCUUGCUAUGGGAGGACCUCUAUUCCACCGGUACUUAAGAAUGCUUUAGGGCAGAAAACUCCUUGCUAAACAAUGAAAGUACUUGAAAACCAUACUUAUAAAGGAAAGGAGUUCCUUGAGCCAUGCCUAUUUUUGGAAUUGAUACAAUGGGAUGCUAAGUGCCUAUAAAGGUGGGGCAACUUAUAAACUACUUAGACCUAAAAGGUGAAAACUCACUCAGAGGGUUUCUCUUAAUGAAAUUAGUCGACACAGCAGCAUUUUUUUUUACUUACUAAAGAGAUUAAUCUACUCAGCUGUGAAUUCAAAAUGGGCUGUCUUUUGGAAAACAUCUACAGUGAUUGGUAGAUGGAAGAACUUAGGGGAGGUGACAUAGGAGAUUUUGCCCUUAAAAAUAAGAGCUCGCCAGAAGAGCUAAAAGUCAUUCUGAAACAUUGAGAUUGAGGAGAUCAUUCUGAAACAUUCAGAUUGAGGGGGAGUCAUUCUGAAACAUUCAGAUGGAGGAAGGACUGAUUCUGAAAUAUUCAGAUGGAGGAGGGAGCUGGUGAAAGCAGCUGAGAUGAUGCUGGCUUGGUGUCACUAGAUUCCUUGCUUAGGCUGACCUUGUGGUGAGUGUUAAAAGACUGACUGACUGAUCUCUCGCUCUCUUAAGACUCAGGUCUAGGCCAUGUUGGCUUAAAGCCCUUCAUACUUAUUUCCUUUUUCUCUUUUCUUUAAUUCCACAUUUAUAUUAAUUAAAAUCUCUAUAAAACCCAGUUGACUUGGGUAUUGGAAUAAUUGGGAAUAUUUCCCUGGCAACCACCUUAUAUUUGAUUUUGAAUCCAAGACACUGUAGUGAAAAAUAUUUUCUGCGGUCAAAUUUUCUCACCCUCUCUUAUAUCUAUCACAAUUUAUAUCUUCCACCAUUUUAACUCAUUACAGUAUAUGGGCUUCACUAUCUUAAAUCUCACAAGACUGAGGCUUUGAACCCCUCCUUUUCCACCCCUCCUGCUGUAGCUGAAUGUUCUUCCAAAAACUACUGAUGCAAGCAUUCUCUGGAAAUCCCGGUUAGGUGGUUACAUAUUGUGAUUUAUCUGCCUAUAGAAUACUGUCUAGAUUCAAUGAGGUUAACCAAACCCUUUGUACCAAACUUGUAAAUCAUUACCUUUUGUAAAAAAUGGACUUGAAUAGAGGACUACAAUCCCCACAAGCCUUUGCUCCACUUCCCCAAAAUGCUUUGUAAUCUCACGGGAAUUCUGAGGUGGGCCGAGAUAGAGGAAGGAUUUGAGCUGGUGGCAAAGGUUUUUGGUUCUUCUUUUGGACUUCUGUUUUGGAGCAGAUGCAUCUCUUCCGUGAUGUGAGGUUAUCUGGCCUAGGCCUCUGGCCUAGGCACGUGUUUUUUCUUACUUGUAUAUCCUUUAAUCCUUAAUCCUUAUUAAACCUUUAAAAAAUAUAGUACUCCUUGCAGAGAGAAACUAAUUUCAGAUGCCUCAGUCUCCCCAUAUUCCUAAAUUUUAACUGUUACAGAUGGCAACUACUAGAUUGGAUGAGAACUUCUCAAAUUUUUUAGCCUAGAGAAAUUUUUUUAAGCCACGUAUCUCCAAGAUGCCUUUUAGAAAACCGUCUUGAUCAGCUCCUGCCUGGAGCCCUCUCUGGCUCCUGCUUCUGCUCCUGGCCUCUCACCUGGUGCCUGAGCUCCCGGACCUGUUUGUCUGCAUGCCGGCUCCAGGCCCUACCCAACCUGGCAGUCUGUCUCUCACCCAUCUGGCCUCGGACCCAGACAGCUCAUCACCCAGAUCCUUGGAGUAGAUCGCUCAGGACUCAUUUCGACCAGCUGAUAACAGUAUUGGCCACGUGGGCGGAGGGGAGAGAGGAGAGGGAAAGGAGAAAGGGUAAUUUUCCCUUAGGCUAAGCCUCUGAGUGGACAAGGGUAUUGACUCCAUGUGGGCGGCCUGGGCUCCAUGUGAACUGGGGCAGGAGGAGGUAUCAGAGCAGGAGAGAGAGAAAAGGGAGAGGAAAAGAAACAUAUUUUUUCAAACAGAAACUUAAAAAGCAAUGGGCUGUUUAAAAGGAUACCUUUUGACUCUUCUGGUAAUUUCAUUGGCUUCACCUGCCUGUCAGAGAGCAGAUUCAGCCCAAAGAUUCAACUUUAACUUUGAAGGGGCAAAUGGGUGGCGCAACGAACUGGGAGCCAGACCUGAGGACAUGCGGUCCUGGGUUAAAAUCUGGCCUCAGAUACUUCCCAGCUGUGCGGCCCUGAGCAGACCCCUUAGACCCCAUUGCUUAGCCCUUACCACUCUGCCUUCUGACAAUAGACAUUUAAAUGGAUAAGAACCCAAGGAACUUUGAAGAGACUAAAGGCUAUGUUCUAAGGCAUUUCAGACUCCAAUAGUUUAUAAAAAUCUCUGAAUUCUAUUGCAUUUUUUGUUAUGGUUUAACUUUGUGAUUUUAAGUUUAUAUAUUACUGGAUUCAAUAUUAUUCUGCUUGAACUGAAGGUUGAUUGAAUUUAUUAUGUAUGUACUUAGUUGUUAAAAUUCUGUUGUUUUCCCCCUAUAACUGUGUUGAACAAAUAUUGUGAAUAAGCCCAUAUAUGAAAAAACAGCUUUUUUCUAUUUUGCCAAGGAUAGAUGGACUUCAGAACUGGUUAUAAUUGUAUUAACAACCUUGGAAAAAUUUAAUGUGCUAAAUACCUCAAAUGAUUUGAUUUUAAGGGUUUUUUAAAUAUGAUUUUUGGAAUUUUUUUUAACAAUCUGAUUAUUUUUGCCUGCCCCUACCACAAGGUAAGGCCCAUUCUAGUAGCUUAAGUGAAAUACAUUUUAUAAACCCCAACCUUCCCACAUGUGAAUGGAAGUUGGGCAGUUAAUCUCAGGACAUUUGUAUCCCUAAAAGCCUCCAAAAGAAGCACCCCUUUAUUUAUGCUCUUCCGCUCACUAUUUUACUUGCUCCAGAAUGAUAUCUAGAUUUCUUGAUUAUGUUCUUAACCCAAGAUGAGUUUUACUUUGUUUAAAAAAAUAUGUUUAAAUACCAAGAUUGAAAGAUUGCUAUGUUUUUAAAAAUUGUGACAAAUGUCCAUCAAUUCAUAGGUUUUAAAAAGGUCAUACAGCAACUUAUGUGAAAUAUGAAAGUGUGUUUGUUUGCUAUUGUAAUUAAUUGGGCUAUUGAGAAUUUUGGGGAUAUUGAUAUCUACAUAUUUGUACUACUGUAUUUUUAAAAAAUGAAAAAUUGUUAACCUUGUUCAAUUCAUUUGCCUUCUACUCACAGUGGAGCAUGACCAGAUAUUAAGAGGAAAUGGAUCUCAUUUUUUGUGAGAAAGCCUUGCAUUUUAUAUUUUCUUAGCUGACACAGAGUGUCAAUGAUUAUAAGCUAUAUUUUUGAAUUUUUUAAAGCUCUUUUAUUAUUAUAUUUUUCUUGCAUGUGCAAUAUACUUUUUCAGUUUUAUUAUUUUUUCUCUCCUUUUUAUAUUUGAAGCACAUGUCACCAGCAUUAAGAUUUUCUUUAACUUUUUGACUUUUCAGUGCUACAAGUUUGAAAUACAUUUGCUAAUGCAUGCCCUAAAAAGCUUGUGACUAUAAAAAUGAUGCCACUAAUUAUUUAAUAAAUUAUGGGACUUUGCUUAAUGAUUCUGUCUGAUUUCCGGACAAGGUAUACACAAAAGAGCCAUUGUGUGAUAUCGAAUAAACUUUAAAAGACUGAUAUAUAUUAAUUUAAGGUCGCCAAGGAAUUCAGCUAUGUAAUUCCUAAAUGAAAACUCAAGUCAGCAGUCAACCUUUUGGAGUUUUUAAUUACAAACAGGAGGAAGAAAGGUAUGAGAGAGAGAGAGAGAGAGAGAGAGAGAGAGAGAGAGAGAGAGAGAGAGAGAGAGAGAGAGAGAGAGAGAAAGGGGAGAGAAGGGAAUAGGACUUAAAUAUCCCCUCUCCUUAGGCUGGGCCAAAGGCCCAAGCCCUUAGAUAGCUGAGACAAAGAAAAGAGAUCAGUCCCUAUCACUCACGUGACCAAAAUGGAGAAAGUCUCAGGGGCCUCUAUCUCCAGACUCCUUCAGAGCAAAACCUCCUCAGAGCAAAACCUCUCAGAGCAAAAAAACUCUCCCCUCUCUGUCCUCAGACCCCGCUAUCUUUAAGGAAACCAUCUAAGUUCCCUCCCUUCAAUUUUCACAUAUACCAAUCACUGUCAAUGUCUCCCCUGUGCCAAUGGUGGCUCUAGUUUAACCCAGGACCGUCCAGAGGUCUGUGGCUUUGCACAUGUAUGUUGAAGGUCAUAUUCUCAAAUAAUUAAAUCUUCAUCUUUGCUGCAGCCCUUCCUAAAUCCUGUUACUCUAAGUAGGGUGGAGAUUGUAUUUUCCAAGACCUGGUUCUGUCAUUCCAAGUAUCUCUAUUGUAUCAAUUCUAAAAUCAAUCAUGACUCAAAGAACUUCCUGUUCUAUGCUUAAGCAUAGGUCAAAACCCUUUCCAUUGUUUAGCAAAAGGUUUCUGUCCUAAAGUAGUCUUAAGUAGGGAGGAGAAGGAUCCUCCCAUGUCAAGGGGUUUCACAUUCUAAUAGAGUUCUUACUAUCAGUAGGAAAUUUUUUCCAGUAUGAAAUUUCCCAAUGGGGAAAUUUCCAACAUUCAUAAGUCUAAGAAAUUUUAAGGUUUACAAUUGCACAGAGCCAAAGAAAGGCCAAUCCAGGAUGGAUUGAUGCACGUCUAGGCCAAUACAAAGGUCUUGAACCUAGUGUGAAGACUCGAGGUUACUGUGUUUAACAUUGUUAGACAUAGGCUUUCCUUGUGUCCACACUCACUCUGAAAAUAGUCACAGACGAGUAUCCCCAAAACCUUGGCUCCUAUAAUCUGGUCCCCUUUUCUGCCUUCUAUAAUGUGGUACCUUUCUGUAGUCCUGGCUACUGACUGGGUAAAUGCAUCAUUGCUUAGAUCAUUUUGAUUGGGCCCUGAUAGAAGGACCUGUUAUAGAUUUAUUUUUCUUUUUACUUGGAAUUUUUACACAUAAGACUUUGAUAGUCUAUAUUUUUAUCCAGAAAUUUUUUCUUUUCUUUUGGCUUUUUCUGAUAUCUUUUUAAUAUCUCUUGCCAAUUGAUUCAUAUACCUCAGCCAUGCAUCCCUAAGUGAUCCCAGUUUUUUAAUCACCCUCUUAAUGGGGGGAAUGUAAAAAAUUAUUAUUAUAUAAAUUGCAAAGUUUAAAUUCCUUUUGAGGAGAAUUUUAGGUAAAGAAGAUGCUACCUCUCUGAAUCCAGAACUGAACUGCUGGAGAAGCCACCAUGAAGAUGCCUCCAGAUCACAAGUUACACAAAAUUGAACUUUGAGUGUGGUUGAUUGAACAUUUAUUGGUAUGUAUACUUUUAUGCCAAAGGGGACUGCCCCCUAACUGGCUUUUUGUCAAUGUGUUUCAGCAAUUAUUGGUUUAAUUUUUUUUCUUUCUCUUAUCCUCAAAUUAUUAUAAUGUUUAAGUUGA